AUAGACUUAAUUACAAAAGAGUUCCGAGGAUCAAAAACGUCCAACUACAGUCUGGAAAGCUUCGAAAUGUGACAUGGGAACAAGAGUCCGCCUUCUGUAAAAGAGAUGACGUUACGGUUAUCUUCAGUGGACAGGAGAAUCAACCACUUGAAAUGAUCAUCUUACAGAGUAAUGAGAAGAAGUAUUCCCUGAGAAAUGAGGCAGAAAAUCAGUUGAUCUUUGCUACCUCACAUGGAAACAGAUUCUCUCUACCGAAGUUGGAACACAUAAUCAGUGAAGAUGUUGAUGAAGAGGAUUCCAUUUCGAGAGAAGUGACAAGCAGUGAAGCGGUUGGAGGAGAGACUACCAGUUCGACAGUAACAGUCUCGCCACAAGGAAUUUCUGGAGAAUAUGAACUGGCCUAUUUAGCGAAAAAUGAAGAUGGAAACGAAAGAAAAUUUUGGCUCCUUCAAGAAAGCAAUACACAUUUAGGCUUUUCUUGGAUUCCCUUCAGUCCUUCGGGUAUCAAAGACUUAGAGCUGCAAUUAUAUAUCAGUUUGCUUUCAAAGACUUCUAUCAUACUCAGUGUGGAUACAACGUCUGCUUCAUUGAAUGCUAUUGGAGAAGCAUGUACGGAUUCAGCAUAUUAUGUCUCAGGGAGAACAGGCAAAUGGUUGUCACCUACGUUAGGAGAACAUAGACUUAAUUACAAAAGAGUUCCGAGGAUCAAAAACGUCCAACUACAGUCUGGAAAGCUUCGAAAUGUGACAUGGGAACAAGAGUCCGCCUUCUGUAAAAGAGAUGACGUUACGGUUAUCUUCAGUGGACAGGAGAAUCAACCACUUGAAAUGAUCAUCUUACAGAGUAAUGAGAAGAAGUAUUCCCUGAGAAAUGAGGCAGAAAAUCAGUUGAUCUUUGCUACCUCACAUGGAAACAGAUUCUCUCUACCGAAGUUGGAACACAUAAUCAGUGAAGAUGUUGAUGAAGAGGAUUCCAUUUCGAGAGAAGUGACAAGCAGUGAAGCGGUUGGAGGAGAGACUACCAGUUCGACAGUAACAGUCUCGCCACAAGGAAUUUCUGGAGAAUAUGAACUGGCCUAUUUAGCGAAAAAUGAAGAUGGAAACGAAAGAAAAUUUUGGCUCCUUCAAGAAAGCAAUACACAUUUAGGCUUUUCUUGGAUUCCCUUCAGUCCUUCGGGUAUCAAAGACUUAGAGCUGCAAUUAUAUAUCAGUUUGCUUUCAAAGACUUCUAUCAUACUCAGUGUGGAUACAACGUCUGCUUCAUUGAAUGCUAUUGGAGAAGCAUGUACGGAUUCAGCAUAUUAUGUCUCAGGGAGAACAGGCAAAUGGUUGUCACCUACGUUAGGAGAACAUAGACUUAAUUACAAAAGAGUUCCGAGGAUCAAAAACGUCCAACUACAGUCUGGAAAGCUUCGAAAUGUGACAUGGGAACAAGAGUCCGCCUUCUGUAAAAGAGAUGACGUUACGGUUAUCUUCAGUGGACAGGAGAAUCAACCACUUGAAAUGAUCAUCUUACAGAGUAAUGAGAAGAAGUAUUCCCUGAGAAAUGAGGCAGAAAAUCAGUUGAUCUUUGCUACCUCACAUGGAAACAGAUUCUCUCUACCGAAGUUGGAACACAUAAUCAGUGAAGAUGUUGAUGAAGAGGAUUCCAUUUCGAGAGACCCUUUUUAUUUCGGUAAGCAUUUAUAUUUAUAUUUCGAUAAAUGUUUUUUGGACAAUUUAUCCGAAUCGUGUAUUAUAUUUAAAGAAGAUAUUUCGAUCCUUCUAAUCCUCCGCGUACUUUUUGUACAGUGUCAUAUGCCAGACAAGAAUGCAUGAAUGAUUACAAUGCAGGUCAGAUGUUGAGAACUCACUAUGCAGCUAAACGUAUCUACAUAGAGAAAACAUGAACUAAGCUGUCCUGCAAACCUUCACAGUAUCCGAACAAUAAUGCCAAAGCCCAUUUUGUUCAUCAAUUUACAUGUAUGUGUGGACUCACGUACAUAGAGAAGACGCAUCCGUCUCUGCAGGUUGGGAUUACAGAACAUAUUUCAAACAACAACUAUAUUCGAUGGAUACAAAUGAUCUUAGAAAUAGAUGCCCAUCAUCAUCUGUAGAGAAGCACAUUAUAGAGAUGCGUCAUAAGGUUGAUUUCAACAAUACCGUUAAGCUGAUAUGUAAAACAAGGUUGAGUCAAAUACUUAAAUUCUUCAAAGCCCUGGCUACGGAAAUAAUCCAAUCAGUGUUAUGUGUUCAAAAUUUAUUGUUUAUUUGUUAUUACUUUAAACCUGCCUUUGUAAUUCAAUUGAGAACUAAGGUUCAAUUCACUUCAUAAUAUUUUCAAACCCAUCUUUGUUUUUUUCUUUCUUACCCACGCCUUUGAGUCAAUUUUUUAAUUCCGUAACGCUCCUAGGGCCUGAAACUGGGGGCUUGAAGUUUCAGUAGCAUCGGUUUUAUUUAUGCAGAAUGAGGUUGCUAGCCUCAUAUCCGACCUCUUCUAUUUACCAGUCUUAUUACCGGUUUAGCGAGGUAAAGGAGUGCUUUGGCCGGUGAUCGAAUCGCCAACAACAUGAUAGGUGGCUGGCAAGAAUCCUACCGUCUUGCCACAGACUCUUUCUUAGAGUCAUCUGCCUACUCAUCAUUUCGCUUUUUGAUCUGUACACAGUCUCACCAUUGUUGCAUGCCUUCUAUAAAACUGUGUAUGACAAUUUCGUGUGCGGUCAAAAUGUCAAAAAUAUGUUGCACAAAUACAUCACAUGUUUUCUUAUCAGUUACCUCUCUCAUCUCCAUAUCCAAGCACAUCCUUCCUUUCGUGGUAUUCGUCAUUAUUCAAAGCGUUGCACAUAUCCUAUCUCUAUUGACUUUCAUGCGAUUGUGUAAUAUUUAACGAAUCUCCGACUAUGCGUUAAGAUUUACAGGACGUCAACGUCUCACUUGGUUGCAACUCUCUUUACAUCUUCGAUUCAGCCUACACUACACAGUCAACAUGAAAUACCUGCACUCUUCCUGAGAGUGUUAUUAACUCAAUCAGCGUGUCAUUUAGAGUGUAAUUCAAUAUUUUGUUGUAUACACUUGAGUCCACGUCAUAUCAUAUGUAUGUUGUUGCAAGUGAUGAAUGGGGACACUUGAACUACUUUCAGCCUUCCAACCGCUGAAUAACUGAGGUGAUUGAGAUCGCCAUUCUCGAAAGUAUAUUAUUGACUUAUGUUGAUGAUCCAAUAUCUGUUUCUCUUUCAGGGAUGAGGGUAGAGAACCAGAUGUAGAUGAAGAUUCCAGUUUAACAGGAUAUCUGACCAUUCAAGAAAAUGGAUCUGAGGCUUCCAUUCCGACAGAGGGGAUAUCCACGCCAGAAACUAUGCAGGCAGAUUCUAGCCUCCUAGGUGGGUUCAAUAAUUUCAUCUUUCCUUGGUUUUUAUGUCAAUAUUACGCUUCAUUUGUUUUCCUCUGAGGGUAGUUUCUUUUUCAUGGUGUUUAUGAGUUCACAAUUAACUUGUUCAUAUCGAUCCAACUGAGCUCUUGUUUUCAUCGUUUCACUGGUAAGCUGAAUCUCUAGGUUAAAGUUGUUCACAUUUGCUCUUCCUUCAUACAAUCUGACUGGUUCGCGUUUUCAUGUACUUCACAAUACCCAGCUAGUUCAUAUUUUUUCUGUUUCGCUCUUUCCUCCUUUUGUGUGUAAUUACGUUUCACUUACGAGUGUCUGUUGUCCUUGCAGCCUACUUCCGAUAGUUUUGAUUCUAUCGCUUUCUUCAGUGUCCACUACAGUUUAGUCUUAAAUAUUUUUCGUUUCAUAAUCUCACAAUUAGUGAUUAUCUGUGGGGAAUACUCCUUCAUAUUGCAAUGGAGACUUGCACACUUCCACGAUUACUUUUCCAGCUUCUCUGCCUACAUGUAUUCUUCGGGGUUCCGUUAUUUGCAGACUCAAUUUUCUGUCGACAUUCACGCUUAUAUUCAAUAAGAUUCACUGACACAAGUUACUAUUCCUGAAUAAUUUGAUGAAUCAGCCAUCGUAGGCUGUCUGAUUACUUCUUGGUGCAGUGUAACAUGGUAUUAUCGGUGUCAAAGUCAGAGACUCAUCUACCAAAUUCUAUGGCCUAUGGAAUUAGCCCCAUUGUUCACAGAAGAAGUGGUGUACACAUCGUUGGUUAUAUGUUCAGAUUAAUAAGAUUGUGUGUUUGAAAAUUGACAGACACUUAGACAGUGAGAUACAAUCCCACUUGCAAAGUGACUUAAACGUUGUUCACAGAAACAGAGUCUUAUUCUCCUACAUCAUUCUCACCGCGAGGCAGUAUUGUUCAACUUAUUUCCACCAUACAUGCAUAAUUCCACCCAUUGCAGUAUGCUACAUCUUUCUUUAACCUACAUUUCGCAAUAUUUUCAAUGUAAUAUUUUUAGAAUUGAAGUCACCUCAGUCCAGAAUUAUAAUUAUAAUAAGUAAGUGAUUCUCUGAUCAUUUCCUAAUAUUCGCUAACUCCAACAUUUAUUCCUUUGCCGGUGACUUUUGUUUAGUGUGGUAUUCCUCAGAUGGUUGUCUCAGUGAAGUCAGUUUUCAAGUCGAGUAGUAGAAACUGUGAAUGACUUACUCGAUUUCUGAUUUAUAUGAUCAGUGUGAGAAGGGUGGCUUGUGACAGAUGUGCUCUUUCAGGAAGCAUCCACCCAUCUGUGUUUAGUCAGAGAAAGCUGAAGUAUUUACAGUGAGAACCUGUGCUAAUCGAUUUGUGAGUAACACGGAGAACAUCACAUAACUCAAAACAGAAAUAUCGCACCGGUUUACUUAUGCUUUAUACAUUGACGUUAUUAUUCAAGUAUAUGAAUACAAGAGAUAUGGUCAGCUGAAGGGAGAUUUUGUUGCGACUGUCCGUUAAACACAGUAACUGUACUAGCCGGAAAUAUGUGUUAGAUUGAAGAAGGUUUGAUGUGAAUUUGUUAAGAGAAGAUGAGCGCCCAGGCGAUUGAAAGUAACACGAGAAAGAACCGAAUUCAUUUGACAAACUCAAUCCGACCGUAGUUUGACUCUCAGGGCGAUAUCAGUGCUGUACGUUUAUUCAGACUGUAGCAGAACUAUCAAUCACGCAAGAUCCCAUGUGAGACAAAGAUAUCCAGUGUUGAUGGGCUGAACAGUGGGUAUUGGAUCGAUGUUCAGUAAUUACAAAUAUUCAUCCGUUAUGAUAAUAAUGUUAGGCUUCCUUAUGCAGUACACUAGUGAAUGAAAGUUUUCAUUUCUAAGACAUUCAUCAGCGUAGAAAGCACCAUCAAAUGAAUUGAUUAAGUCAAUCAGUGAGAUAAUGUGCCAUCAGAAAUAUAUUACUAUGACAUGAUUGUCAACGUCAUUUAAUGUGAACUAUGUCGAGACCUUAUUGCAUCCUUUCUCAUUCGUUUUGAUCUUCCGACAAUAAACAAUAUUGUGAAGAAACAGCAUAACACGAUCAUUAUUAAAGAGUAUGGGUGACUACGAAACACUAUGCCACGAUCCCUACGUAAUAAGGGAUGCCUUUAUACGAGCCAGAAACUGAGAAUGACUAUUGUUCGACUAGAUGCUCACAUACUUUACCUGUAACAAGGAGGUCAUUGAAAAAGUCGCAGAGUAGGACGUCUGCCUGAGAACUCGAAUUAUGGAAAAUAUAUCCCGAGUUCGAGUCCUACACACUCAGGUUAUCCCAUCUGUGUGACUGGGUGGUAUCAUCAAUCUCCACAUAAAAAACCUGCAGCUCACAACCCUCUACAUAAACGAUCUACUCCACCCUGAACACUAGACCAAACACACCAAUAUAGAAGGUAAACACACAUGCAUUAGGUGCGUACAUUAUUGGGUAGAUUGCUUACGAGUUGGACUAAUUCACCGCUGCUAAUAUUUUAUUUUUGAUUACAGCUUGAUUCCACACCGUAUUUUUGGUACAUGUGUGGAAUUUUCAGCGUGGAUAUCGGUAGCCCAAAAUUCGCAGGCCGACCAUAAAUAUCAGGUGUGCGUCGGCGUGGGCUUGAACCCCUGACUAUGUGCAUGGUCGUCGAGAGUCCUAACCACUGUGCCACCGACGCAGUACAUCUAGUUUUCACAGAAUCCACUUGUAAAUACUGUUUUUCUCUGUUUCUCCUAGGUAUUGUCGCAUUGGUUCUAGUCAUCUCAAUCUCUCUGGUGAUUGUCAUCUUACAUUUUAUGAAGAUUCUGUAACCGUAUGGUGUAAUUACUCUGCUUUCAUUUGUACAAAUCGAUAAUCCCAUACACAUUUGCUUAUUUUUGUUAAUAAAGUUAUCACCGUCAUC
Molecule: messenger RNA, 6236 nt
Organism: Trichobilharzia regenti
Lineage: Eukaryota; Metazoa; Platyhelminthes; Trematoda; Strigeidida; Schistosomatidae
Source: the annotation of a GenBank genome assembly